AUGAUGGGUGACCAGUCAGUGAAUAAUAAUGCAGGAUGGAGCAUCCCACAGGCAGCACUCCCUGGUGGUGAGGUGGAAGCUAGUGAUACAAUCACUGAAGCACCACAGAACAAGAUAGAGGAUGAGACAAGUACGGAGCUUUUGAAUAUUGAUACCAGACCAAAUGGAACUCUGAUUGUGAGAUCGCAAUUUGAGGGUUAUUCCCUCCAAGGGCAUGAACUCAAGGAUAUGUCGCUACUGGCAUUCAUUACUGACAUGUAUGAAAUGAACACUUGUCAAGAUAGAAGGAGGAAAGGACAUACAGACAAUACUUCUGGAAUGGCAUCAAAAUGUGGUCAUCCUGCAAACUUUAGGAGUCAAUACUUGGACUCGCACCAAAGCCAUGAUACAAAAAUUAGGGUCAUUUGUUCUUCUGGGCAUCAAACUAUAGUGAUCAUUAUUGGGAAAUGGUUCCCUUGGGGCAAUGAUCUAGAUUCCACUGACAGCCAUCAUGCCUCAAUGCUCUGUCUCCUCAAGCCCUGGAGGGGACUGUCAAUGUUGAAGUCACAAGGAGAGACAUGGACAUCAGCAUAUGAAAAUUUCCUGAAUUUGGAGGGAUCACACCGUCAUCUGGCAGUUGUCAGGCUGGAAUCUCCAUCACAACCCGCUCUAUCGGGUUCCCCCAUUGAAACCGACCCUCUCCCUUUCGGUCUCAGCUCCAGUGAGAGCUCCGGAUUCCUUGACCUAGAGACCGAGCAGCUUGGUACUCUGACAGCAGCCAUAAUUGGAAAUGCGCAGUUCUAUUAUGACUGCAAGGAUGCCGCAACGCACCAAAAAGCAAACAGUGUCUACUCUGGCUCCCAACUGGAUGUGGAUCAUAGUGAUGAGGAAGUGGAGGAAGUGGAGGGUGGAGGGGCUGAGAAAGGGGAUUCAGACUGGUCCAAAGCCAGCCUGGAGAAGAUCCUGAGAGAUAGAAGCAGGAUGUGCGAAGUCCUUCAUGGUGAACACACUGUCAAAUGCAUGAAAUCAGCACAUAUUUUCAAUUCAGCAAGUACAUGGCAAGCAGAUGUUCUCCCAUCAUCGAUCACUUGCUGGGACAUCGAGAAACUUGCAUCAUAG
Messenger RNA from Cantharellus anzutake, 1098 nucleotides. RefSeq lists its product as uncharacterized. Bases 1 to 1098 code for a protein of 365 amino acids. The transcript is spliced from 3 exons. NCBI's taxonomy places the organism in Eukaryota, Fungi, Basidiomycota, Agaricomycetes, Cantharellales, Hydnaceae. The record is from RefSeq and is a predicted model, not a curated record.